CAGGCUCCUGUAGCAGUGCAGCGUCCCAGGCCCAGCAGGCCCCUGCCGUGCACAGUGCAGGCCAGCAGCUUCCCCAGCACCUCCGGGAGGCCCUUUUGCAGCGGGGCGCCUCUGGUGAGACAGCUUCUGUAGCAGUUUGUGUGGCAGGCUUCUGGUGGCCCUGGUCUGCCAAGCACCCUAGGGACGCGCAUCUAGAAGACCUUGCCCACCUCGGCCAUGGCCACGAGGACCAUCAUCAUUGACCACGGCUCUGGCUUUCUGAAGGCCGGCCUGUCCGGCUGGAAUGAGCCCCAGAUGGUCUUCCCCAGCAUCGUGAACUACCUGCCCUGCAGGGAGAACCCCGGCCCCAGCUAUGCCCGGCGUCGCGUGAGCCUGGGCAUCGACUUCUGCCGCCCCGACACCUUCAGCUACCCCAUCGAGCGUGGCCGCAUCCUCAACUGGGAGGGCGUGGAGCACAUCUGGUCCUUCGUGGUGGAGAAGCACAGGCAGGAGCACGAGGACUCCCCGGUGGUGAUCACAGAGUCGCCCGUGAGGGAACCUAUGGACCGACGGAAGACGCUGGAGAUUAUGUUCGAGCUGCUGGAUGUCCCGUCCAUACUCCUGGCUGACCAGAUGGAGAUGUCCCUGUAUGCCUCUGGCCUCCUGACCGGCGUGGUGGUCGAUUCCGGCUACGGCCUGAGCCGCGUGCAGCCCUUCCACCUUGGCCGCGCCCUGCCCUCCGGGGCCAAGACGCUGGAGUUCGCUGGCCAGGAUCUCUCUGCCUACCUCUUCAAGAGCCUCUUCAAGGACGACUGCGACCGCCACAACCUGUUUCAGAUAGAGACGGUGACCAGCACGCAGGUGAAUAGGUGCUACGUGCCGCAGAACCUGGCCGAGGCCCUCGACUUCUGCCAGAGCCUGCCGAGCGGCUCAGACGAGAACAACACCUACCAGCUCCCGGACGGCAGCACCGUGGAGCUGACGCCCGUGCAGCGGCUGGCCCCCGAGAUGUUCUUCAGCCCGCAGGUGUUCGAUCUGCCGGGGCCCAGCAUCUCCCAGGCCCUGGUGGAGUCUGUCAAGACCUGCGAGGCCUCCAUGCACCCGCUGCUAGUGUCCCACGUGGUGGCUUGUGGCGGGAACACCCUCUACCCCGGCUUCACCAAGCGCCUGUACAAGGAGCUCACCUCGGAUCACUUCUCCAAGGCCAUGAUAUGGGUGGGCUCCAACAGGAGCUUCAGUGUCUGGCUAGGAGCGUCCGUCGUGGCUCAUCUUUCUACUUACAAGUCCGAGUGGAUGACCAAAGGGGAGUAUGACGAGAGUCUCAGGCUGUGACUGGCGGCUCAGUCCGGGACUGCUGCUGUUGGAUAGGCGU
This is a messenger RNA of Tupaia belangeri chinensis (Chinese tree shrew), 1351 nucleotides long. RefSeq names its product actin like 8 (gene ACTL8). The transcript has 3 exons. Lineage: Eukaryota; Metazoa; Chordata; Mammalia; Scandentia; Tupaiidae. The coding region runs from base 217 to 1311 and encodes 364 amino acids. The record is from RefSeq and is a predicted model, not a curated record.